Momordica charantia (bitter melon) is the source of this 1207-nucleotide messenger RNA. The record is from RefSeq and is a predicted model, not a curated record. Lineage: Eukaryota; Viridiplantae; Streptophyta; Magnoliopsida; Cucurbitales; Cucurbitaceae.
CCCCAUCUCCAUUUCAAAAUUUCUCUGAACUUUUCCCGGGAAUUCGUUUGUUGUCCCAUUUCCUUCCAUGAAGCGGAAGCGUAAGAUAGCGAGGAACUGGCUUGAACUGCCUGCAGAAGUCAUGUCCACGAUUAUGCUGAAGCUAGGCGCCAUUGAAAUCCUCACCAGCGCCCAAUUCGUUUGCUCUUCGUGGAACAAGAUCUGCAAGGACCCUUCCAUGUGGCGCGUCAUCGAUAUGCACAAUCUGGGUGAUUUACAUGACAUGGAAUACAAUUUGGAGAUCAUGUGUAUGCACGCUGUUUUCCGUACUCGUGGCCAAUUGGACGACAUCAACAUCGAGUACUUUGGCACCGAUGACUUGCUCCGUUACAUCACUCGGAGCACCAAUCAACUUAGAAGACUCCGGAUUGCAGUUUGCUAUGACAUCUCAGAUAAGGGAUUGACCAAAGCAGUUUUGAAACUUCCAUUGUUGGAGCAUCUUGAAAUAUUUCUCUGUUCAUUUUCUGCUAAAACUUUGAAAAUGGUUGGACAGUGUUGCCCCCUUCUGAAAACAUUGAAACUGAACAACCAGUUUUGCAAGGGAUGAGGGAUGGUAAGCGACAAGGACGCGCUCGCUAUCGCCGAAAAUAUGCCUAGGUUACAUUACCUUCAGAUAUUUGGCAAUGGCCUAACGGACAGUGGCUUGCAGGCCAUUCUUGAUGGCUGCCCUGAUUUAGAAUCUCUCGACUUACGCCAGUGUUUCAACUUGAAAUUGGCGGGGCAGCUGGGGAAAAAAUGUGCUGAAAGGAUCAAAACUUUGGGCUUGCCUCAUGAUCCCACUGAUGGCUAUGAAUUUACGACCGAAAUUAUUGAUCUUGAUUGUUAUGGUUCUCACGAUAAUGACAGUGACUAGUAAGCGGUUAUUCUGAAUAUGACUAACCAUAUUUUUUGUUUUACGUCGAUAGGUGAGUUGUUAUCAUUCUUUUGGAUUGAAGCUCUGCUCUUCAAGUUUGACCUCAAGCUCUGCUCUUCAAGUUUGACCUCAAGCUCUGCUCUUCAAGUUUGACCUCCUUUUGUUGGGUUGUUUUUUCAAUGUCCUGUUGUCAAAGUUCGGUUUUUACUUGGGCUGAACUUCAUGAGAAGCUGUGUCUCCAUCUGAGGAACCAUAUUUUUUUCUCUUUUUGAAUUCAUAUAUUGGUUUGACGUCGGUUUUGGCCAAAUACAUAAA